Dictyostelium discoideum AX4 is the source of this 609-nucleotide messenger RNA. RefSeq lists its product as hypothetical. The record is from RefSeq and is a predicted model, not a curated record. The transcript has 2 exons. NCBI's taxonomy places the organism in Eukaryota, Evosea, Eumycetozoa, Dictyosteliales, Dictyosteliaceae. Bases 1 to 609 code for a protein of 202 amino acids.
AUGACAACAAAUAAACCAUCAUUCAGUUACUUUAAAGUUUUAGUUCUUGGUCAACUUCCAAGAUUCACUUUAAAUUAUUUUGGUACCGAUUUUACUGAUAAUUAUGUCGAGUCAAUUGAUGAUGAAUUCAGAAAAACCCUUAAAUUUGGUCAAUUACCAUUAUUUGUUGACUCAGAUGGUUUCAGAUUAACUCAAACAGAUGCUAUUUGUAAAUACAUUGCCGCUAAACAUGAUUUCCUUGGAAAAUCAAUUAAAGAAAGAGCAAUCGUUGAUGAAACAAUCGCUGCAGUUCAUGAUGAUGUUAUUAUUCCAGGUUAUAAAGUUGGUAAAGGUGUUGAAGAUAAAAAAGUUAUUGACACAAUCAUUUCAAGACAUUUCACAACUUUUGAAAAUGUUUUAGCUGAAAACAAAUUCAUUGCUGGUGGUGAUAACUAUACUCUUGCUGAUUUAUAUGUUUUUGUUGCUUACCACUAUUAUAAACAUUUAGGACAUUCUGAAAAGUUCCAAAAUAAAUUCCCACAUUUGGAAGCUUUACAAGCUCAUUUCGAAUCAAAUAAAGGUAUUGCUGAAUAUAUCAAAAAUAGACCAGAUUCUGGUAGAGGUAUUUAA